AUGAAAAGAAGCCAUUUGCUCUUUUCUUUGCUCUACUUGGCCUUGUUAUUUGGUAUCGGUGUCUCUUCUACUAAUUCUUCUAAGAAGAACUACCUAUGUGAUCAAGGUGAUUCCCUUCUGCUACUACAAUUCAUAAAACACUUUGAGAUACACGAAGCUGAUCAAUUCUUGUGCCAUGGAGGUUAUGGGAUGGAAGAGAAGUUAUCUUGGGAUGAGAGCUCUGACUGUUGCCAAUGGGAAGGUGUUACCUGUGAUACUUCCACUGGUCAUGUCAUUGGUUUGGAUCUUUACUGCAACGGGCUCAAAGGAUCCAUCCAUCGUAAUAGCACCCUUUUUCAACUUCAACAUCUUCAGAAACUCAAUCUUGCCAUGAAUAAUUUCGGCUUCAGCCCUCUCCCAAAUGAGAUUGGUAGUUUGACUCACUUGACUUACCUCGACCUUUCAUAUUCUCGUCUAUCGGGAAGCAUCCCAUUUGAAAUGUCGCAUUUGUCCAAGUUAGUUUAUCUUGAUCUUUCUUUUAAUUUUGAUGGCAAUGUUUCGAGGUUACUAUUUCUUCAAAACUUCACCAAGCUUGAGGUACUUUUUUUGUCUGAAAAUAGUAUUUCAAGUACCAUACCGGGAAACAUAUCUGCUUCAUUGCAAGAUAUAGAUCUUUCAGACAACAAUAUAAUUGGCCCCAUUCCAGAUAGCAUUUCCCAGUUAUCUGAAUUAAAAUCACUUGAUCUACACGGGAAUGUAGAUCUGGUCAGUUCAUUGCCAAAGUUUGGCUGGAGAAGCAAUCAUACCCUGAAAAUCUUACAUCUUAGUGAAACGGGUAUUUUUGGAGAGUUGUCAAAUUCAAUUGGCAAUUUCAGGUCCUUAAACUAUUUCAGACUCUCUAAGUGUAGGUUUUUUGGUGUUAUUCAUGAUUCAAUAGGCAACCUAACACACCUGAAAGAGUUGAGUUUAGAUUCCAAUGAAUUCAAGGGUAGUGUGCCAUUCACAAUCUCAAAUUUGAACCAACUAACCACAUUAGACCUUUCAAGCAACCAUUUUGAAGGAGAAAUUCCAGAUGCCUUUUCUAACCUACAAGAGGUUACAGUUUUAGGUCUAUAUGGGAACAAUUUCACUGGGUGUUUUCCUUCUUCAAUUGUAAACUUGUCUCUACUUGAAGAUUUGAAUUUAGAAGGAUAUUCACUCAUUGGCUCCCUCCCAUCUGUUGCGAGUGGAUUCCAAACUCUCCAGACACUAUCCUUGUCUAGGAAUGCACUCAUUGGAAAAAUACCUCCCUGGAUUUUUAGCAGUCCUUUCUUAACCCAUUUGGACCUUAGCCAAAAUCAAUUCAUGGGGCAACUUCCCGAGAUUUCAAGCAAAUCCUUAAGCUUUGCUAAUUUGUCUCAUAAUCGGCUAGAUGGACAAAUCCCUCCUACAUUUUUUAAACUUGAAGAGCUUGAUCUUUCUUUUAAUCUUUUUUCAUGGAGUAAUGAUUGGAGGAUGCCUGAAGUAAAUAUAAGUGAUCUUCCAAUAAGAGACUUACGGUUAUCCUCUUGUGAGAUUAGAAAGUUUCCGGACUUCAUAAGAAACUUAACAUCCCUAGAGAGCCUAGAUCUGUCAAACAAUAAAUUGGAAGGACAAAUUCCAAAUUGGUUUGCAUCUGUGUAUUGGAGAAAUAUGUACUCUUUGGAUCUUUCCCAAAACCAUCUUAUAGGUGGCAUUAACCAAUUGUGGAUCCCACUUUUAGGUUAUCUAGAUCUUCAUUCCAAUCAGCUCCAAGGACCUUUAACCGUCAAUAUCUGCAACUCGAGCCAGCUUCAAUUUUUGAACUUAAGAUGCAACAAGUUCAAUGGCACAAUUCCAGAUUGCUUGGGUGAACUUUAUGAACUUUCUGUGUUGGACUUGGCAAUGAACAACUUCAAUGCCAUUUCUCCAACCAUGUUCUAA
This is a messenger RNA of Ipomoea nil (Japanese morning glory), 1920 nucleotides long. Its product is annotated as receptor-like protein 12. The transcript is spliced from 2 exons. The record is from RefSeq and is a predicted model, not a curated record. Gene Ontology annotation, molecular function: protein binding. Bases 1 to 1920 code for a protein of 639 amino acids. Lineage: Eukaryota; Viridiplantae; Streptophyta; Magnoliopsida; Solanales; Convolvulaceae.